Purpureocillium takamizusanense is the source of this 1529-nucleotide messenger RNA. Its product is annotated as Methyl halide transferase. NCBI's taxonomy places the organism in Eukaryota, Fungi, Ascomycota, Sordariomycetes, Hypocreales, Ophiocordycipitaceae. The record is from RefSeq and is a predicted model, not a curated record. Gene Ontology annotation, molecular function: S-adenosylmethionine-dependent methyltransferase activity. The transcript has 2 exons. Bases 294 to 1190 code for a protein of 298 amino acids.
GCUGCCGCCGCCCGCCGUUCCGCUCCCGAUUCCUGCUUCGCUUUCCACCUUCUUGCUUCGUCUCCCUCGUCUCCUGCUCGUGCUCUGCUCCUGUUUCUGCCCAUGGGCGCUUCAUCGCCCCAUCGCUGCAUGUGAUUGCGCAUCCUAGGUCCGACGCCAUCAUUAUCCCGCCUCGUCACCCACGUUCCAACCGUUGCCUGCAGUACCACAACGGCAACCCAGCCGAAGUGCCCCGCGACGACCCUCCACCGCAACACCACCGCCGCCGCCAGUACCACCUCCUCUUCGUCAACAUGGCCGCCGCCUCCACGCAGAACAGUGUCAGCAGCUCGGCUCCCGCCAUCACCCCCGAGGAGCGAUCCCGCCUACAGCAGAGUUUUGCUUCGUUGCCAUUCACUUCCCACCCCUCUCAGUGGGACUCGCUCUACCGCCAGGCCUUCACGCCCUGGGACCGCGCCGGUCCCUCUCUUGCCUUGGCCGACCUCCUCGCCCAGCGCACUGACCUCGUGCCGCCCGCACAAGAACGUGAUGCUCGUGGAAACCUCAUUCAGGGCGUUCCCCGACGCACCGCACUCGUCCCUGGCUGCGGCCGUGGGCACGAUGUGCUUCUCUUGAGCUCCUUCGGCUAUGACGUCUGGGGUCUCGACUACAGCCCCGAUGCCGUGCGCAUGGCCGAGGAGAACAGGAAAGAUGCCGAGAGCAAGGGGCUGUACAAACCCGUCGAGCAAGACCUGGAAAAGGGCGACGUGAAGUGGUUGGCUGGCGACUUUUUUGAUGGGAGCUGGUCCAAGGGCAUCGGCACAGACGGCUCGGGCACUUUCGAUCUCAUUUACGAUUACACUUUCCUAUGUGCCCUGCCCCCCGAAGCCCGCCCUCGCUGGGCCAAGCGCAUGGCCGACCUUGUUCAUCCAAAGGGGCGUCUCGUCUGCCUCGAGUUUCCGACGGGGAAGCCUCUGUCCGAGCCCGGCCCGCCUUGGGGUCUCAACCCCGAGGUGUACGAGGCUCUCCUGUCAGCUCCCGGCGAGGAAGUUUCGUACAACACCGACGGGACCGUCGUCCACAAGCCCAGCUCCAAGCCUUGCCAGGGUGAACUGCAUCGGCUCAGCAUUAUCAAGCCUUCACGGACACAUCCAGCCGGGACAUCUGAGGAUGGCUCGGUCUUGGACUUCAUCUCCGUGUGGACGCGGUGAUGUCGGCGACAUGCCCGUGGGGCGUCGUCAAAACUCCAGAGAAUGAGGAGGCAGAGGCUGUGAUAGAAUGAUGCCCAAUGCGCCAAAAAAGUUUGUGAAUUAAAGUCACGAUGGCCGCCUGCUCUCUCCAUGUAUAUACAUGGCGCUUCCUCAAGCCCAGCAUCGUCGUUAUGCAGUAGUUGACAUGUGUUGAUUUCUGUCGCCGAUCGGGGGAAAGAUUGGGGUGGUUGCGUCAAGUAUCGGCUGGCCGUGAAGGUGUUGUCUUCCUGCGCAGCGAGUUGUAGUGCUCACCCAGACCAUAGCCGUGGCGGUAAUAGGCCAGCCAUAACGUCUUCCCCG